Molecule: messenger RNA, 3739 nt
Organism: Nicotiana tabacum (common tobacco)
Lineage: Eukaryota; Viridiplantae; Streptophyta; Magnoliopsida; Solanales; Solanaceae
Source: RefSeq, a predicted model, not a curated record
ACAAGUCAAACGGUAAACCAGAAAAACCAACAGGGCCGUUGCCAUUGUCACCUGAUCUUUGUCUAGAUUUAGAAAGUGUAGAGAGUAAAAUCUUUUUCAUCUCUCUCCUCAACGCCAUCAUCAUCAUUCAACACCUUUUCUUUCUAUCUCUCUGUGAAAGUAUAUUACGCCUUUGCCUUUCUUCAUUUCCGCAUAUUCUGUCUGCAAAAGAAUUAUCAGAUUUUCUGCAAUCAAAUCUCAAAAGCUUCAAAAAGUUACAGACAGAGAGAGAGAAAGAGAAGGGAAAAAAAAAAUUGCAGCCCAUUAACUGCAAUUAUUAUUCCCUCCCUUUUUCCUUUCUUUCUCUCUCUCUCUGUCUUUUAUAUUUGCCAGCUCGUCUUCUCUUUUCUGUUGUACCCUUUUCUUUAUUCUCUCUCUAUCAACACGUUCACAAAGAUCUCCUGAGGUGCAUUUGACUCUUCCCGUAUUUUGAUUAAUUCUGUUGGUGUUCAGAAUAUCGGCAUAGCUGAAGUUAGGAGCUUCAACAAUCUAAUUUCUUUUUCUUCCUCAAAAGAAGCUGUAACAGGAAAGAUUUUGCAUCAUGUCUAACUCUAUUAAAGCCUUAGAACCUGCAUUUCAGGGUGCGGGUCAGAGAAUAGGGACCGAAAUUUGGAGAAUUGAGGAUUUCCAACCAGUUCCAUUGCAGAAGUCUGAAUAUGGUAAAUUCUACUCGGGUGAUUCUUACGUCAUCUUGCAGACAACUUCAGGUAAGGGAGGUUCUUAUAUGUAUGAUAUACACUUCUGGCUUGGAAAGGAUACUAGUCAGGAUGAAGCUGGAACUGCAGCUAUCAAAACUGUUGAGCUUGAUGCGAUUCUUGGAGGGCGAGCAGUACAGCAUAGGGAAAUCCAAGGUCAUGAAUCUGACAAAUUUUUAUCAUACUUUAAGCCAUGCAUUAUACCAUUGGAAGGUGGUAUUGCAUCUGGAUUCAAGAAACCAGAAGAGGAAGAAUUUGAAACUAGGUUGUAUAUCUGCAAGGGUAAACGCGUUGUCAGGAUGAAGCAGGUCCCAUUUUCCCGGUCCUCUUUAAAUCAUGAUGAUGUGUUCAUUCUGGACUCAAAGGACAAGAUAUAUCAGUUCAAUGGUGCAAAUUCUAACAUCCAGGAGAGGGCCAAAGCACUAGAAGUUAUUCCGUUCUUGAAGGACAAGUAUCACGAGGGAACGUGUGAUGUUGCAAUUGUUGAUGAUGGGAACUUACAAGCUGAGUCGGAUUCGGGAUCAUUCUGGGUGCUCUUUGGUGGCUUUGCUCCAAUUGGCAAAAAGGUUUCUAGUGAAGAUGAUAUUGUGCCCGAGAAGACACCUGCGAAACUUUAUAGCAUAAAUGAUGGUCAAGUCAGUCCCAUGGAUAGUGAACUAUCAAAAUCCAGCUUAGAAAACAAUAAAUGCUAUCUUUUGGAUUGUGGUGCUGAGGUAUUUAUUUGGGUUGGACGUGUAACUCAACUGGAAGAGAGGAAAGCUGCCAUUCAAGCUGCUGAGGAGUACCUUACCAGUCAAAAUAGACCAAAGUCAACACAUGUAACCCGACUUAUUCAAGGCUAUGAAACACAUUCAUUCAAGUCCAACUUUGACUCUUGGCCUUCAGGGUCUGCACCAGCCGCUGAGGAGGGAAGAGGAAAAGUAGCAGCUUUGCUGAAGCAACAAGGUGUUGGUGUUAAAGGUGCUAGCAAAAAUGCUCCUGAAAAUGAGGAAGUCCCCCCGUUGCUUGAAGGGGGUGGAAAAAUAGAGGUCUGGCGCAUCAAUGGCAGUGCAAAGACCCCUGUGCCCGGAGAUGAUAUUGGUAAAUUUUACAGUGGAGAUUGCUAUAUAGUUCUUUACACAUACCAUUGUAAUGACAGGAAAGAAGAUUAUUAUCUAUGCUGGUGGAUUGGAAAGGAUAGCGUUGAGGAGGACCAAAACAUGGCUGCUAAAUUGGCCAGUACAAUGUGCAAUUCACUUAAAGCGAGACCGGUGCUGGGUCGCGUAUAUCAAGGGAAAGAACCGCCACAAUUUGUUGCAAUCUUCCAGCCCAUGUUGGUCCUUAAGGGUGGAUUAAGCUCUGGUUAUAAAAGUUAUAUUGCAGACAAGGGCCUGAAUGAUGAAACUUACACUGCUGAUUCUGUGGCACUGAUUCGAUUAUCUGGAACUUCUGUGCAUAACAACAAAGCAGUUCAAGUUGAUGCUGUGGCAACUUCACUGAACUCUAAUGAGUGUUUUCUUCUGCAAUCUGGCUCUUCAGUAUUUAGUUGGCAUGGAAAUCAGAGUACCUAUGAGCAGCAGCAAUUAGCAGCAAAAGUUGCAGAAUUCUUGAAGCCAGGAGUAACUGUGAAACACGCUAAAGAAGGAACAGAGAGCUCAACUUUCUGGUUUGCUCUUGGAGGAAAACAAAGUUACACCAGCAAGAAAGUAGCUUCAGAGGUCGCCAGAGAUCCCCACUUGUUUGCUUAUUCAUUUAAUAAAGGAAAGUUUGAGAUUGAAGAAAUCUACAACUUCUCUCAAGAUGAUUUAUUGACUGAGGAUGUUUUAUUACUUGAUACACAUGCCGAAGUGUUUGUUUGGGUUGGUCAGUCAUCGGAUCCCAAAGAAAAGCAAAGUUCUUUUGAAGUUGGACAGAAAUACAUCGAGAUGGCUGCAUCCUUAGAAGGGUUGUCUCCUCAUGUUCCACUGUAUAAAGUCAUGGAAGGAAAUGAGCCUUGCUUCUUUACAACAUUUUUCUCCUGGGAUCCUGCUAAAGCUAUCGCACAUGGAAACUCGUUCCAAAAGAAGGUUAUGCUACUCUUUGGGGUCGGUCAUGCUUCAGAGAAUCAGCAAAGGUUCAAUGGGACAAAUCAAGGUGGAGCAACCCAAAGAGCUUCAGCUUUGGCUGCUUUGAACUCUGCAUUUAGUUCAUCAUCUCCAGCAAAAUCCAGUUCUGCGCCAAGGUCUGCAGGGAAAAGUCCGGGUUCACAAAGAGCAGCUGCAAUAGCUGCUUUAUCUUCUGCUCUUAGUGCCGAAAAGAAGCAGCCACCUGAGGGCGGCUCUCCUCUCCGAUUAAGUAGAACUUCAUCAGUAGAUGCUAUUGCCCCUGGGAAUGAAGUUUCUACUGCUGAGAUUGAAGAUUCUAAAGAAGUUCCAGAACGCAAGGAGAUCGAAACAGUUGAGCCUGCAGAGACUGAUGGGGAAGACGUGGGACCGAAGCCAGAACCAGAACAGGAUGAGACUGGCAAUGAUAGUAGUCAAACUACAUUUAGUUAUGAACGACUGAAGGCUAAAUCUGAAAAUCCUGUCACCGGGAUUGAUUUAAAACGGAGAGAGGCUUAUCUUUCUGACGAGGAAUUCGAGUCUGUACUAGAAAUGACAAAAGAAGCUUUCUAUAAGUUGCCUAAAUGGAAGCAAGAUAUCCACAAAAAGAAAGUUGAUCUCUUCUAGAACCAAGAUAUCCACAAUAUAUGGGUACAUAUUGCUUUGAUUGGUACUUUCAUUUUGCUGUCUGCUUUUAUCAGAACCAAGCUUUUGGUGUUCUUGGUUUUUUUUUCACUUUGUCAUGUCUGUUUGAAGAGUGAUAUAUUUUGAGUUCUCUCUUAUACUGUAGUUGAAAGUCAGCAGUCAGAUCAAUUCUUUGGUUUUCUAACUCAUUAUGUAUUGAGGUCACUUUUGUCAAUCAUUUAUUUGUUAAUUAAAGGGUGUGUACAGACUUUACAUUAUUUAUAACUGAUGCAGUAGCUAUCUGCUUCUGCUUUUGUUCAA